This is a messenger RNA of Oncorhynchus gorbuscha (pink salmon), 2668 nucleotides long. RefSeq names its product synaptic vesicle 2-related protein-like. The transcript is spliced from 16 exons. Gene Ontology annotation, molecular function: transmembrane transporter activity. Bases 105 to 1778 code for a protein of 557 amino acids. The record is from RefSeq and is a predicted model, not a curated record. Gene Ontology annotation, biological process: transmembrane transport. Gene Ontology annotation, cellular component: membrane. Lineage: Eukaryota; Metazoa; Chordata; Actinopteri; Salmoniformes; Salmonidae.
GGGUGGCUCUCCGCAAGCUUGUGGUGCUGAAAUCUUGACUUGCUAUGAUAACGAUGUAAUGGCAAUGAGACAUUUCCCUGUGGAACCCAAUAAACACCACCAAAAUGGACGAUGAUUUGUUCCAGUUAAGACAACUCCCCGUGGUCAAGUUCCGUCGCACGGGUGAGAGCACACGCUCUGAGGAUGACUGCUUGGGGAGAGACCAGGAAGUCCAGAUCGAUGGGAGGCAGGCUUACAUGGAGUCUGUGGCACUUCACGAUGGCGCACUAGUACCCCGGGAGUUUGCCAACCCAACUGAUGACACUUUCAUGGUGGAGGAUGCUGUGGAGGCCAUUGGUUUUGGGAAGUUCCAGUGGAAACUCUCCAUCCUCACUGGUCUGUCCUGGAUGGCUGAUGCUAUGGAGAUGAUGAUUCUAAGCAUCCUGGCACCACAGCUUCACUGUGAAUGGAGGCUUCCAAGCCUGUGGGUGGCGCUACUCACCUCGGCGGUGUUCAUUGGAAUGAUGAUCAGCUCUUCCAUUUGGGGGAACAUAUCCGAUAAGUAUGGCAGAAAAACAGGUCUGAAGAUGAGUGUGGCGUGGACCAUGUUCUACGGUGUACUGAGCGCCUUUGCCCCCGUCUAUGGCUGGAUCCUCUUCCUCCGUGCCCUGGUGGGAUUCGGCAUCGGAGGAGCCCCACAGUCGGUGACACUGUAUGCAGAGUUUCUCCCCAUGAGGUCCAGAGCCACCUGCAUCUUGCUAAUCGAGAUAUUCUGGGCACUGGGCACUGUGUUUGAGGUGCUGCUGGCCAUCCUAGUGAUGCCCACUCUGGGCUGGCGCUGGCUGCUCGGCCUCUCCACCAUUCCGCUCUUCAUCUUCGCUAUCCUCUCUUUUUGGCUGCCAGAGAGUGCACGCUAUGACGUGUUGACAGGGAACCAGGAGAAAGCUCUGACUACCCUGAAGCGCAUCGCCAAGGAGAACGGAGUCCCCAUGCCCCUGGGAAAACUAAUUGCUGCUAGACAGGAGGACCGUGGGAAGUUCCAGGAUCUUUUCUCACCACAUUUUCGCUGGACCACAAUUCUGCUGUGGUUUAUUUGGUUCUCUAAUGCAUUCGCCUACUAUGGCCUGGUCCUGCUCACCACUGAGCUCUUCCAGGAGGGGGGCGUCUGUGGGGAGUCAAAAGGUAGUAAGAGGGAGCCCAGGUGUAGCCUGGAGUGUAAAUACCUGACCUCAGACGACUACAAGGAUCUGCUGUGGACCACCCUGUCUGAAUUCCCAGGCUUGCUGGUGACUCUGUGGGCCAUCGAUCGGCUGGGAAGGAGAAAGACCAUGGCACUGUGCUUCUUCGUCUUCUCUCUCUGCCUUGUGCCACUCUACGCUUGUGUAGGGAGGACGUGGCUGACAGUAUUGAUAUUCAUCGCCAGGGCCUUCAUCGCAGGAGGUUUUCAGGCUGCAUAUGUCUACACCCCUGAGGUAUAUCCAACAGCAACCAGAGCAUUAGGUCUGGGCACUAGUAGUGGAAUGGCUAGAGUGGGAGCCCUCAUCACACCCUUCGUUGCACAGGUGAUGUUGGAGUCUUCUGUGUACCUGACUCUGUCAGUGUAUAGCAUCUGCUGCCUGCUGGCUGCCAUCGCCUCCUGUGCUCUGCCCAUUGAGACCACUGGCCGGGGCCUCCAGGAGUCCAGCCACCGCGAGUGGGGCCAGGAAAUGGUGGGCCGGACCCCUGCCAACAGCUCUGGGGGCAUCCCACACUCCGACUCUGGGUCCCAGGAGGACGGAGCACAUGCAAGAGGGUGGUGAAGGAGGGACGCUGGAGUGGAAGAGGGAGGCAAUGAAGGAGAAGGAAGCUAGGCAAGCAGCCCUUGUCCAUUCUCAGCUCAAAUGUGUCAUUACUGGUUUGUAUAUAGGCACCACAGUGACUUGAGAGAGAGCCUGCCACCAAAAUGUUAUUCAAAAACAUUUCUCUCUCAUUUUAAUCUUCAACCACUACCACUGUCAUGAUUUUUGCCAAUGUAGGAUAAAAACACUCUGAGUGAGACAGAGCUCAAUCGAUUAUCCUGAGUAUACACUGGGUGGUAGCAGGGAGAGAAACUGUUCAGGGUGGGUUUGUCAUUCUUAUAUCUCAGUAUUUGAAUUUCAUAUUAUGAGGGAGAAGAACAGCGAGAUUUAUAGUAACAGUGAGAGUGAUAGUGAAAGAGAGUGAUAGAGGACAAUGCUUUGUUGCAUUGUUUCUAUUAACCUGUUUCUUUUAAGAGAGCCUUAAAACAAUGUUUCUACUCAGGUCCUACCACUCAGUUUUAGAUAAGGGACACAUUGAGGGCUUUUGACAGAGAUGUGACGUCAAGGGCCCCAAAAAAUCCAUUAUAUUUUGCAAAGCUAUAAUGAAAACAAUGACAUGUAAUGAAUUGCUAUCUAAUGAUACAAUAACUACCCAUUCAACAUAAUCAAAUCUGUGCAUCUGGGGUUGUUUGCAGAUUCGCAUCACCACGUUAACCAUCCGACAUGAUGCACUUCAUAGAGGUGUGAAGUCACAAAUCUCAGUUACGCUUCAGUUUAGACACUUAUAUACUGAAUAAAAAUAUAAACGCAACAUCUAAAGCGUUGGUUUCAUGAGCUGAAAUAAAAUAUCCCAGAAAUGUUCCAAACGUACAAAAAGCUAAUUUCUCUCAAAUUUUGUCCACAAAUUUGUU